AAUUCCAAUGAAAAAGGCAAGAUAUGGCAUUGACACUGCCCACCUUGGACAAAACAUUAGUGUAUCCAGUGAAUGCACUAUAGAAUCACGUGGGAUCAGCGUUUCAACGUCGGCCACUAAAUAUACCAAUGAAUCCAACCAAGGCGUGUUUGAAGUUGUUUGCUGCAGCCACUGCAACACGUUUGAAAAGCAGUCACAGGAUAUUGGCAAAAAAUUAGACGACCUGCAAUUGAUAGUCGAAGCACAGAAUACUGCUAUAAUGGAUGCAAUAGCGGUCCAAAAGGUGGCGACUGAGCAAUUGAUUCGCCAAGAAUCAAAAAAUGCACCCAUCACAAAAUAUUUCCCAAUAAGUGACGUCCCAGAAAUGCAUCAGUUGGAGGAAAAAAUUACUCUACUAACAGAGAUGUAUAUGUAAGUUAAUUUGAUAUAUAGAUUUAUAUCAUAGCUCAGUUUACAAAUAUUAUUUAAACAUAUUUUAUAGGAAUCUGCGAUGUCUGCUAUUUUAUGCAACAAUCUCAGAAAUAUAAGGCUGCUGUUAAAUAAGGACGUCAUAGCGUCAAUAAACAUGGAUGGUUCACAUGGAAAGAUAAGCUUAAAAUAUUUCCCAAAUUUUUAUGCUUCAUUGACUGGUAAGAUAAAUAUUCCAUACCAUUGUUUUACACAUAUGUAUGUUUUUAUUUCAAGUUAAAUUAAAUCUUCUUUUCAUUUAGGAGCCAUUGCCAAAUUACCAUUUAAGGGAUUGUCGCCGGAGGACGCGCUGCGCAAAGCCAUUGCUUUCGAAAAAGCUAAAUGCUUUAAGAAAGCUUAUCGACAAAAAAAGAAGAAUUCUGCAUCUUAAACUACUACCCCUCCAAUUGUUUUUUUUUUUUUUUUAAUAUAAAACUGCAAUAGUACAAAGUUGUAAUAUUUCAGACUUUAAAUUCUGACUUCUUAUUUCUGGACUGAAUUUUUCUUUUUUAAUUUUUAUUAUAAAAUUAUUUAAAAAAUGUGAUUUAUAAAACUCGUAAAGAAACCAGAACGAAUAUUUAUUUUAAAAUUUUCGCAGCUAAAAACUCACAAGAAAUAUUCUCCUAAAAGUUUGUAGCCCAUUUUAUAUCGUUUUUUUUUCUUAAAGAAUAAAUUUUGUUCACGCGUUAUAUGAAAGCAAGAAAUCAACGCGAACUAUUUGAGUGGAGUACAAAACUGCGUAAACGAUUUUUUUUAAGAUACAUUUUUUUAAAUUUUGAUGAUAAUUUCUUUCAUGAGUUUUGCAAAAAUUUUGAUUUGUCAGAUUUAUGUUAGAGAAGCUGUAUUUAAAGUGUUUAAAGUCAAUUAAAUAAAAAUACAUAUUUUAAAACGAAGGCUUCGGAUAAAA
This is a messenger RNA of Bactrocera tryoni, 1354 nucleotides long. RefSeq lists its product as uncharacterized. NCBI's taxonomy places the organism in Eukaryota, Metazoa, Arthropoda, Insecta, Diptera, Tephritidae. The transcript is spliced from 4 exons. The record is from RefSeq and is a predicted model, not a curated record. The coding region runs from base 8 to 415 and encodes 135 amino acids.